UGCUCUUGCUCUCUCUCAAAAUAAAUAAACUUAAAAUAAUUAAAAAAAACAUCAGGCUUCACUAUUUUGCCAGGCUUUUCUCCCUCACUUAUAAAUGUAUUUUAUUUGUGAUUUCUCAUUUAUUCCCACUGCUGUCAAUUAAGCACACAUAUCUUCCCUGGACACUGCUCUCAAGAGGUCUCAGGUCUUUGACUUCCUCAAUUCUUUUUCCUCACUUCUACCAGAAUUCUAAAUUACAAAACUGAUCUCCAGGGCAGUGGUUCUCAAAGCAUGUUCCCUGGCUCAGUAACACCAUCAGCUCGCAACUUAUGAGAAAUGCAAGUUCUCAGGUUUACUAAAUGAGAAAUUGCAGGGGUUGUGUCCAGCAAUGGCUUUUUAACAAACCCUGCAGGUGAUUGGGUGCACGUUAAAGUUUGAGAACCACUGCUCUGUGCUUAAAACCCUGUCCCUCUCUCCAGUUAUUUGUCUCCACACAAGUGGCCCCAAUGUGCCUACACCUAUACCCUUGAAAAUGCAUUGCAGUUCUUUUUCUGAGAGCCCCACAGAAUAUGUCAGAGUUAGCAUUGCUCUCUUUAUGUUGAAGCUUAUGGGAUUCCAGAAAGAGAUCUCUGCCUCUAUGCCCUUUUUCCCCUUUUUAUAAGGACACCAGUCAUAUUAGAUUAGGGCCCACACUAAAGACCUCAUUUUAACUUGAUUACCUCUGUAUAGACCCUGCUUCUAAAUAUGGUCACAUUUUGAGGUACUGGGGAUUUGGACUCUAUAGAUCUUUUUUUCGAGGGCGGGGGGGCAGGGGAGAGGGGGACAGGAUUCCACCCAUAACAAGGACCGUAGAAUUUUACAGGAGGCUCUUGGGGGGGGGGGGUGGGGAAUAUCCUUUAUGUGUCCCAACAUCACCAUGGGAUUAUUUUUCCCUUCUCUUGGGAAGCAUAAUUGAUUAAUAGACAAUGACUAUUGUCUAUUUUUAGGAAAGUAAGCCCGGUCUGGCGGCUUCUUCCCUGACAUAGGCUGUAUAUUUGCAAGAGAGAGGGAAGCAUAAAGCAUAACCAUACACAACCUCCCUGUUUAAAGCUCUUUGUGUAAAGUUGCCCCCAAAUAUCCUUAAUUUUAUCAAAUAAAUAAUGUUAGCCAAAUAUGAUUGCAUGUCACAAGGGAGCCACAAUUUCCAUCUUCAGAAGGCAGAAAAUUAGCCGAAACAUCACCCAACCCACAUCCCCCAGCCUUUCUCUGUGACACAGGCACCUGUUUUUCUCUGAAGACUAGGCACUAACUGAAUUUAUUUCUCUGCUACUGCCACACACUAGCAAAAGAGACACAUCAGCUAUUGGCAUUCUGUAAUUUCCACUUAGAUGUAAUCAAAAGGAGCAUGGAAACCAAAGUUUGGUAGGCCCAGAACAGAAACGCUGACAUUUGGAGAACUGAGGUGUGUCUACCUUCCCUGUGUCAAGAAGAGAAUAGGUGUGAAUCUUUUUUCUCCCCCAUUCUGGAACCUGGCUUGGGCUUCCGGGGAAGAUGAGAAGAGGGAAGUUCUCCGGAAUUCCUGGGUGCUAGGAGCACCCGUGCGGGCUCAGAAUCAUGGCUCUGUCCCCAGGGAAGGGCGUGUCUGGCUAUCUCCGUCCGUAGUCGCCCGUAAUAACAGGCGCCACGUGGCUACUACUGAUCAGGGGAAAGGGGACCUGUCUGGCAGACGAAGAGUUAGUUCUAAAGAAAGGGACAGAAGGCUUCCCAGCAGCAGGAACCGAUCCAUUCUGACAAAGCCUUCCUUUCGGGCAAGCAAGACGGGGGGGGGGGGGGGGGGGGGGGGAGGAAGACUCUGUAGACUCUGUUCCGUCCAGACUAGGGAGCUGGCGGAGAUUGGCACCGCCUAUUUGCAGUUAGGUCUCAAAGGAGCAAAAGGGAACCAGGAGGCAAGCUUUUUUUCUCGGUGGUUUUAAUUCACGUCCUACGCUUCCUGGAGACUCGAAGACUUCUCUCCUGGCUUCGGAACCGAAAAGUAUCAAACUCAAAAUGUAGCAAAACUGCCGCUUUGGUCUUCUUUACCCCACCAGCCCCACCCCGAAGCUAUCUGGAGUCUAAAAGAGUUCAUUCAUCCGUUCAAUAAAUACUUUCUGAGCGCUUACUAGGUGCUAGGCGGAAGCUGACGCGACCCCUGUCUUUGGAAUGCUCUUAGAUUCUAGAUCCCAAGAGCUUCGCUUCCGGAGCGGAUGGUUUGGUUUGAAGAUCUUUCCCUUUAGCUACUGGAGUGAGAAGAGCUGUUCCGAGGUGCCUCUGGUCUCUCUGCUACUACGGCACCCCCUCCCAACCCACACUCUGUCUCUCCCUCCAAGUUCACCACAGGACAGCAAAGGAGAUGUGUUAAGCAGGAAGCUUAUGGUCAAGGGAGGCAAGUUCUCACCAGCUCAGGACAACCUUGUGAGGCCUCUCCGUGACUCAUCCCUGAACCAAGAAUAUCUGCCAUAAAUGCCUGAUUCUGCCUGUAUGGAGAUUUCUCUUCCUUCAAGAUUUGUAAGAAGAGAGUACCCCAGAUCUGAGAUGGAUUCUUUCUUUCUGCUGCUCCUCGGCCUGGGUUUGGUUCUUGCAGGAGCUCCAGAAAGCAUAAUGGAGAUAAUUAACGAAGAAUUUUCGGGGGAAGAGAUGUACUAUGAUGUGGCAAACAGGGACCAAGAAAAACGGACUAGCGAGGUAUUAAUGAACUUGACUCUGUUACAUAAAAAUACUAGUGCCAGUACGUCCAAGGAUAGUCUGUCUUCCUCGUUAUUGACAUUCAGAAGAUUACAUUAUAGCUUCCCCGGAGGAGACAGCCCAGGUAACGACAAAGAGUAUUGCAAUGACGUGGUGGUCUGGAGAAAAGUUUCCGAAGCUAAUGGGUCAUGCAGGUUGAGCAAUAACUUCAUCCAUGGCUCCAUGGAAGUGAUGCACGGGGUCCCCAAGGCCUCCAGCUGCAAGUGUGGACAGAAUCUUGGCAUCAACUGCUCUAGGAGCCCACGUCUGGAGACCACUAUGUGCCAGCUUACUAUGGACAAACAGUUCGCCAGGUGCCAAUACCACAGCAAUACCUCAUUAAAGAAAAUAUUGGCAAUGCUGACAGGUCAUUCUCUGAUGAGCUGGUUAGUUAGUGGCUCCAAGUUGUAAAUCCCACAGGGCUUUGAGACUGGAGUCUCUCUAAAGAAAGACAUCCUUAUUCUCAUUAUUGUUUAUUUCCUUCUAUUAUCCGUAUCUACCAUUUCAGCAAUAUAGCA
This is a messenger RNA of Acinonyx jubatus (cheetah), 3236 nucleotides long. RefSeq names its product ribonuclease A family member 11 (inactive) (gene RNASE11). NCBI's taxonomy places the organism in Eukaryota, Metazoa, Chordata, Mammalia, Carnivora, Felidae. Bases 2458 to 3129 code for a protein of 223 amino acids. Gene Ontology annotation, molecular function: nucleic acid binding. The transcript is spliced from 4 exons. The record is from RefSeq and is a predicted model, not a curated record.